Molecule: messenger RNA, 825 nt
Organism: Cokeromyces recurvatus
Lineage: Eukaryota; Fungi; Mucoromycota; Mucoromycetes; Mucorales; Mucoraceae
Exons: 1
Coding region: 1-825 (274 amino acids)
Source: RefSeq, a predicted model, not a curated record
AUGGGUUUAGAACCAGAAGAUACACAACCUACAGUUGCAAUGGAUUUAGAACCAGAAGGUACACAUCCUACAGUUGCAAUGGGUUUAGAACCAGAAGAUACACAUCCUACAGUUGCAAUGGAUAUUGAUCAACACUUGGAGAAUAUACAUAACAAAGACAAUGUAGAGGAAUCAGAAAAGAGAAAUACCCCAGAAAGCACGGUUCAAGAACAAAAUACAGUGCAUAGAGAUUCAGAUAUUAACAAAGAUCCAGAAAGUUCCUCAGGCCAAGGCGUCAAACAUCGUAUGUCAGCAGCAGAGUUUAUGAUAAGUGAUGAUGAAGAUGAUCUUAUUGUAGAAAAGUCACUAUAUAACCAUUUAGCCUCUCUGUCUAAAGAAGCUAAUAAAGAAAAGUCUUGUAUACAAAAUAAGUCUGAAGAACAAGUUGAAGAGCAAACUACAUAUGAGCAUCAAAAUCAAAGCGAUAAAGAAGAAAAAAGGAUAGGCAAAAGGAAAAGAUCAUUCAGGGAUGAUGAUGAUGAUGAUGACUAUCGCUCAGUCAAGGAGAGAAGAGAUAGUUGCAUUUCAGAGGAUAAUGUUUCAACCUCAGAAAAGGAAGAAGGCCUUUUUGAACGCACCCUCAGACUUAGAGAUAUUUCUCCAUCGACAGAUUCAUCUCAUAAAAAGCAGAAGACUCAUUAUGCUGAUCUAGAUAAUAGUCGUUCUAAAGAGGAUGAUAGCGAGCAAAGUCGAAAUAACAAACUGUUUAUAAAGAGUAUCAGAGAGCUCAAGCCUAUUGUGUAUAUUCCCAUUUAUGGAAAAAAAAAGAAAACUAGCAUUACAUGA